ACAACGCAAGAAAAACUCAUGGCCACAGUUAUUCUAUCUGGCUGACAGGUAGCAAAGGGUCAAGUGUCCCUGAUAUCUCUGCACCGGAAGAUCGCCUUAGCUAAUGUUAAUCCAAUACACGAAAAUUAAACCCCUUAAAAGUCAAGGAUUAAGUGAAAAGCAAGUGUAAACCUAAAGGGAUAAACUGCAAUAAAAUUUUCAAAAGUCAUUAUCUUUUGUGUGCUAUUGACAUUAUGACAGAUCAACAAAGGGCAGUGAGAUUAAAAUCUAAAUUGCAAAAACAAUAAACAUAAUAAAUAACACUAGACACCAUACGAGCACCACCAACAACACAAAGUAAUUGUAGCAAAAGUGUAAAACUUGUCAUCGUCGUUAUUAUUGGCAAAAAUUUAUGACUUUCCUGUGGACUUUAAACCAGAGCACAGACUAAAUUGCAACAGCAACAAUAAACAACGUUUAAAAUCACCACCACAACCACUACCAACACAUUUUAAAUUCCAAUUCUAUUCUAAACGGCACAAACACACACGCAAUAAUUGCCGGCAUUGAAUGCAGUUUUCAACUCUUGCACACACAUACACCGAUAUGUAUUCGCUUCUCGAAAGGGCACAAUAAACUCUUUUUUCACCUAUUUUCAACUCUAUGAUGAUAGUCGAUUCAAGACUUUAAGACCUCAGCCUAGUGGAAAAUCCAAACGUCUCAACAAAACCAAACAUCAUCUGUUCAUGUGCGUAUCGAUCGCUGUUCUACGAAGCAAACAAAAUAACGUCGGCAAUUUUAUCUGUGUCGAUCAUCGGUCUUAUGGCCUUUUUUUAAUUCGUAUUUUUCGGACAUUUGUUGAGAAUUGAAAAACCACCGGUUUUAUAUCAAAAUUCGUAUACAAUUUUUAGAAAGAAAGAGAGAAAGGAAGAGAACAAGUAACAAACAUUUGUGUGAAAAUACAACCUGCCGUCGCAAGAGUCAUCAUUGUUUUUGUUUGUUUCCCCCCGUUGCCAUUGUGUUAAUUGAUUUAUGGCCUGGAAACCCAUGGAAAGUCAAAGACAUGGACAAAUGUAAUAUUAGCGACAGGUUUUGUGAAAUUCUAUAACAAUGUUGUGGACCAUCAAUGCGGGAAUUAAAAAUUUAUUAUAGCACUUGAGUGGUGAUUUUUCGUUUUAGAAAAAUGAAAUUAAUGUCUGCUGCAAUUGAAACGAAAUACAACAUACUUAUUUGUUAGUGCAAAAAAGAAAAUAUUAUUAAAAACUUCAAAGCGAAACACGAAUAACCACACAUUCCUUGAACAAAAAAAAAGUAUUAAACAUUAAAAACAAAAAAAGGAAACAUCAAUAUAUUUUAAUAUCAUCGUUAAAGUUGGAUAUUUACGGAGAAUCAUCUUGAAUUGAUCUUCAUAUCACCUUUCUGGUUCCUUAUUUACUUGGUUCCUUCCCUUAAUACGGCUAAUUGCUAGCCGCCAACAUUUUCAACAAAAUACCGUCCAUCAUGGAUCCCGAUUGCUUUGCCAUGUCUUCGUAUCAGUUUGUCAACUCGCUGGCCUCAUGCUACCCUCAACAAAUGAACUCACAACAGGGCCAUCCCGGUAAUCCUAGCGGCAGUGCAAAUACACCUAACAGCAAUGGUGGACCCGGUGCCGGUAGUGCGGGUAGCGCCAAUUCUGGUGCUGCCACACCGGGUAAUGACUAUUUUCCUGCCGCAGCUGCAUAUGCACCAAAUCUAUAUCCCAAUACACCUCAGGCCCAUUAUGCCAAUCAGGCAGCUUAUAGUUUAGGUGCGGGCGGUGGUGGUGGAGCUGGUUCUCAGGCAACACCUCCCGAAAUGGUUGAUUAUACACAAUUACAACCUCAACGUUUACUGAUGCAACAUCAGCAACAACAACAGCAGCAGCAACAGCAACAUAAUGCCCACGCGUCGGCUGUCAAUCAACAGCAACAACAGCAGCAGCAACAAUUAGGACAACAACAACACCCGCAACAACAAUCUGGCAACAUUAGCUGUAAAUAUGCCAAUGAUCCUCAAACACCCACCGGCAAUAAUAAUAGUUCCAGCAAUACAAAUAACAAUCAAUCAUUGGCCAGUCCCCAGGAUCUAUCGACAAGAGAUAUCUCACCCAAAUUAUCGCCAUCAUCGGUUGUGGAGAGCGUUGCCAGAUCUCUGAAUAAGGGUGUUUUGGGUGUCAAUCUAAACAACAAUCAUAGCAAUAAUGUCAACGUACCCAUGCACAGUCCCGGUGAAGGUGAAUCGGACUCGGAGAGUGAUAGCGGCAAUGAGGCGGGCAGUAGUCAAAAUAGUGGCAAUAAGAAGAAUCCUCCACAAAUAUAUCCCUGGAUGAAGAGAGUACAUCUGGGUCAAAGUACUGUCAAUGCCAACGGCGAAACAAAACGACAACGGACCUCAUACACCCGCUACCAGACGCUGGAACUCGAAAAAGAAUUCCACUUCAAUCGUUACCUGACCCGCCGGAGACGCAUCGAAAUCGCUCAUGCCCUCUGUCUGACUGAACGCCAAAUAAAAAUUUGGUUCCAGAAUCGUCGCAUGAAGUGGAAAAAGGAACAUAAAAUGGCCUCCAUGAACAUCGUGCCGUAUCACAUGGGUCCCUACGGACAUCCCUAUCAUCAAUUCGAUAUUCAUCCGUCACAGUUUGCACAUUUGAGCGCAUAGGACGCGUGGCACUUUUCGGGUACUGGUUAGAGGCUCAAUCAGUUGUAUCAGGAACCAUAUCAGGCGGCAGCAGCAGCCAGUGUUGCUGGCGGUUAUCAAACACAGAACGCUCAAGAUUUGGGCGGCGCUGGUGGUGGAGGUGUGGGUGUAGGUGGUGUUGGCGUUGUGGGCGGCACAGCGGCCGUCGGUGGUGGGGCAAAUGCUCUCUUUGCCUCGGCGGCAGCAGUGGCGUCGUCAGCGUCAAAUGCCGAUUGUGUUAAAUAUCCACAAGAAUUCUGAUCUCAAGUUAUUAUUGCGCCGCAACAGAGGUUAAUGUCAUCGGCAGCGUUGUCGCAAAUCGAUGAAAAUGUGGCCAGUAGUAGUGCGGGCAGUUGUAUAGAGGGUGUUGUACACGAAAAUGAUGAUGGCGAGGAUGAAGAAGAUUCAUAUGUUCAUCAGCGCCAUCAUCAUCAUCAACAACAUCCUUCACAACUUCCACCACCGCCAUCAUCGUCACAUCUUCAUCAUCAGCAGCACAGCGCUCAUCACGAUGAACUCUGUAAACAGGAGACAUAUGAUUUAAACGAAAGUAUGCUACAUACUGGACUCUUGAAUAAUACUGUCUCCUGUCUACGUGGCAAUGAUACGGAGAUUAGUAGCACCGCAGCUGGAGUAGGUGCAGAAGGUGACAAUUUAUAUUGUUGCUAGAAGCAAUCCCCACUCCAUGGCACAUAAGACCUACACUCCAACUCCAUCUGACCCCCAAUCAAUACCAAUGACAUCAGCCGCUGUUGUUUGUUUGAGAAAAAUAUACUCACACGUACAUAACUCAAGAAUAUUCAAGAUGUGAUCAAAAUUAUAUCAUCCAAUUUAUGAAGUUCCGAAUACAACUGAUUUGAGCUAAACUACAAACAGAGGCAGGCUUUAUAAUUUAUCCACCGAUGUGAAACAAAAUAUGAAAACGCUUCAACAAAUUUAAGUUUAACUUUUUCUUUCCUUUGGAUAUUCUUUGAGGUUGUACUGUUUCAAAAUUAGAACAAAAUUGUAUGUUUGAUUUUAAAGCGUUUUUCAUAUUCCGAGGUGUUUGAUAUUGUGCUAAAACCAAUAACACAUAAAGCCUGCCUUUGAUUGGUUUAUACUACUGGCAUAUUUCUGUUUUUCCAACUUCUUGUUUAGUUCAAAUAUUUUUAGGCAAUUCUUUUUUUUUUUUUUUUUUGUAAAUUUGAAAAAUUUUGAAAAUAUUAUUUUGUAAACUUUUUGUUUUGUGUUUUUAUCAGCCGUCCAGUAUGAUAGACCAUUUGAAUCCAAUCAGUAUUCGAAAAGAGCCUUAGUGUUAAUAGGUUAAGUUUUAUUAUAAAUAUUAUUAUAUUUCAUAAGUUUAAGUAGAUCAUAGUGUAAAUUUAAAAUGAAAUUGAAUGUUGCUAUUAAUUCCAAUAAGAAAAAUGACGACCAUUGGCAACACUGGUCCCACAUGAUUGGCAAUAUUUCUCUGGUUCCCUCAUUCUCUAUGUUUUCUUUUUUGUUAUAUGAUUGGCAACACAUCUUAUCAUAGACACACACACAUACUCAAAACUACUGUGCUUUAGAAAUUUUAAUUUAGUUUUUGUUAGAACCCUUAAUUUACUCACAGCAGUGCUUUUCAAACCAUGGUUUACUCUUGAGAACGUUAUAUAUUUUUUUUGUUUAUACGUGCACAUAUUUUAAAAUUACUCUAAUAAAUUUCUUAUUACUUAUUAUUUAUAUAUAAAUAUAAAAAAAGAUAUUUUGUUUUAAUUAUACCGAAAGAUUUUGAUUUUUCCAUUGAAAAAUUGACAUGGAAAAGAUUUAAAUUAUUCCAAAAAAAAAAAAAAAAAUCAGAAAAAAACACACUAAAGCUUAGAAUAUUAUAUGAAUGCGGAAUAACAGCUAUGGUUAAAAUGCAUUUAUUUGAACAUUUUUCUUUUUGAGGGAACUGGAAAAUCCAUUAGUUAUAUUCAUAAGGAUGCAAAUAAAUGUUAAUCAAUGGAAACUUCUAACCCCUAUCUGAGAAAUACAUCAAAUUUCUUCAAAAAUAUUGUCUUAUUAUGGAUAUCAAAAACUUCGAGUAAGAGCUCUUUCGUGAGUUUUCCAUCCUUUCCUGGUUUUGGUUUUUCCCUCACCAGCUUCAACUUGAUACCUUCUCAAAAAAUAUAACAUCAAAUAUCAUUUUGUAGGUCCCGAUCUUUGAUGGCGAAAUUUUUGCCACUACCGAGGAGGUGAAUUAAGAUCUAGAUACCUUUGGUCCCUUCGCUUUGUAAUAUUUUUUAUUACUUCUGUCUUUUUGUCUACGCAUGAACAUUUGAUUUAACUUCAUUAUCUGAGACUCUGAAUGCCUAAUCGUUGCCUGAGUCGGAGUUUCAGUUUGCAGCUCUCUCUCUCUCCUUCAUUUUCCUUAUACUUUCGUAGGACCUGCACCGAAGGGGGUUUCUUUGAGUUUUCAGAAGACCACAAAAGACUUUGUUCUUUUUUGUUUAUUAUUCAUAAAGAGUUAUGUUUCGGAGUCCGAGAUACAUUCUAGGUGUUUUGUUCAGUUCUUUCUUUGAAAUAAAAUAAACUUAAUAUUCAGGGUUUAACAUAACCUAUAAACUUACAAUUGUUCUGUAUCACGUGGCUGGGCCAGGUGCUGCAACACAUUUUAUUACAUUUUUCAAUUUAUCAUAACGUUCUCAAGUCAGCACAUAUUUUUAAUUGUUUUUCAGUUUGCUUGCAGCUUUUUUGUACUUAAAGUCCAUUUUUUAUAUAAUUUAUUAGCCUAUUAUUAAAAAUAUGUUUGUUUCUAUCACUGUUUUCUGAUUUUUUCUUUUUUUGUUUUUUUGUAAAUAAUUAAAUUAUAUACCUUCACAAAAUCCCAUUUUUAACAGACAUUAAAAAAUAUGAUUUUAUUACGGUUUAAAGAAAAUAUUUAAUUUUCUUCUUGGUUUAAUGCUUUAUACUUCAAAAAAAAAAAAAUAAUUCUUACGUUUUUCUUUUCAUUUCAAUACAAACGAACUUAGCAUACAAAUAGUUAUUGAAUAUCCUCCCAAAAACAAAUAAAACAAAUUCGGAAACACAGGGCCGAUUGUCUUUAGGAUGUUUUGUCCUUUACGUUGAUGGUAAAUAACAUACCGAUUUAUCUUAAAUGCAAUAUUAUUUUUUGUGUUUUUAGACAAACAAAACAACAACAUAGUGAUAAAUUUAUGAUUUUAAGUUUCUAGAAGUAAUGAUAAUUUGCAAUAGAUUCAAAAUACUCCAUUAUAAACAACAAACAUAUAAAACUAAAACACAACUUUGUAAAAAUGUUAAUAAUUUAUAAAAUAAAAAAUAUAUAAAUAAUUUUUAUUUUAAUAUUUUAUAUCAUUUUAAGUAGUUUAUAUUUAUAAAUAGUAAAAGUAAUUAUUAUAAAAAAAAAAACAAACAAAAAACAAGAAUAUCAGGUUUAAAAGUUGUUUUAAUUUUUAGCAAUAAGCAAACAAAUAAAUAUAAGUAAUACAAACUAUUUACUAUAUAAAGUAUAUAUACAAAUGUUUAAUUUAAUAACACCGAAAUUAUAUACUCAAAUUUCAUGUCCCAGCUGUCUAUAUUAAAAAAAAAAAAAACAACAACAACAUCCACAUUUUGUUACCUUUAGCAUAAAACAACCUAUUCUCAACGAGACAUUUAGCAACUAAAAAUUGAAUACAAAACUUUAUAGUUAGAGCUCCCAUAAAAUUAAUAAGAAAACAAAAUAAAUUUUAGAUUAAUAACUAUUAUUUAUAAUGUAAUAUUUAUAUGCAAUAAGGUUAGUGCAUCAUUUACAAAAAUGUGUUUCUUUAAAAAAAAAAUGUGGAUUACAUUUUAGUUAUUACAUAAGAAUCGAAUACCCACAAAAAUAUAAACUAGUAAAUAUUUUAGCACAAAUUUAUUGUUUUCUUAAUUUCUAAUUACAAAAAUAAUUAUUUUAUUAUUUAUAAUUAAACAAACUAAACCAACAACAAUGAAACAUUAUGGGCAUCUCCCACUCGCUUUUAAGUUAUAAGGCACCAUAAGAACAAUUUAUACAUACCUAUAAUUCUAAUAAAAAUUGAAAGCAAAACAUAAAACAAAAACUUCAAA
This is a messenger RNA of Musca domestica (house fly), 6723 nucleotides long. It is a transcript of the gene Scr, whose product is annotated as homeotic protein Sex combs reduced. Gene Ontology annotation, cellular component: nucleus. The transcript is spliced from 3 exons. The record is from RefSeq and is a predicted model, not a curated record. The coding region runs from base 1480 to 2655 and encodes 391 amino acids. Gene Ontology annotation, biological process: anterior/posterior pattern specification; regulation of transcription by RNA polymerase II. Lineage: Eukaryota; Metazoa; Arthropoda; Insecta; Diptera; Muscidae. Gene Ontology annotation, molecular function: DNA-binding transcription factor activity, RNA polymerase II-specific; RNA polymerase II cis-regulatory region sequence-specific DNA binding.